AUGGCUAAAACAGAGGAAGAAAUGAUCGAAUCUUCAACUCCAACGCUCAAUCAUAGGAGUGUGGAAAUGUUAGAGGCCUUUGUGAAGCGAAUUACUGCGAUUAAUGAAACACUAACCCUCUCAGUUGCCCAACUUUCCAUUCUGAUCGAUUUGGAGUUACAUCAACUGCGCCAAAUCUAUAAGGAACUCGGGAUGUCAGGCAUUCCUGACAAUUUCACCCCUGAAGAAUGGCUCCUUGCCAUCGAAAGCGGUUCUUUCCCUAGCAGUCCAAGGCCUAAAGAAGAACCACAGUCAGAGCCAGAAAGUGUUACUGAUAUGGGGCUUCAAUCUGAGAAUGAAGAAGAAAGAAUACCUGCCAAAGAGGAAUUUAAACUUGAAAAUCCUAUUGAAUCUACACUUCCAUCACCUUCCAGAGAUCUGGAAUCACCAAAACCCGAGGAAAAAAUCGAAGCAGAACCCUCUCUGGAGGAUUCUUUUGCUUUCUACUUCGAGAAUGUCGCCGCAACUAUCCGAAAGAAGAGCAAAGAGAGCAUCUCUGACGAAUGUAGUAUGAAACUAAUUCUACCAGGAUUAAUUUGUAAUUUGCCCUUUUUAGCAAAAAUGAAAGAUAGUCAUUUGAAAUCUCUUGGUUUGGACGUCGAGCGACUUGAAUACGAGUUGAGACAAUCCGUGCGUCUUGAAGAACGUCGUUGGCAUGAAAAUGAUGCCAAAUUGAGAGCCGUCGAGCAGAAAGUCGCUACUUAUGACGAAUUUAAAAAUAUGGUUGAUGCAUGCGAGCUACAACCGUUAACUUGCAAAGAUGUUCAAGAAGCUAAUAAACAGAAUACGGGUUGGGCUCGUAAUUUUUCAGCCACUGCCUAUUCAAUCCCCAAAAUUAAUAAAGACAUCCCUUAUUCAGAAGGAACCCCUAUCAAACAAUUCAACCGGAUUGAUGAAUUCAUGCUAUGUUGGAAUGGCCUUGCAAAGAGUCAAUCAAAUAUUGAUUUGUUUACGUUAUUGGAAAGGCAGUCUGACGAGUUGUUGAAAGAAACGUUUGCGUCCAGUGCAGGACUUUCAAUUCUUUCAAGGGUUCUAAAUUGUCUCCAAGAUGCAAUUUCGAGAGAUUCUUCCUCUGUCAUUCGGUUACUAAAAGCCAUUGGAUCAAGCAAAAACUUUGUCUUAACCACCACACUAAUGUCGGAUGAGGAAUUGAAUUUAGUAAAAUUGAUAUUUCAGACCCUUGAGGAGAACUCUGAGGUAUCAAUAGAUGGACAUUUGCGAAGUCUAUGGAUUUCUGCUUAA
Rodentolepis nana is the source of this 1281-nucleotide messenger RNA. Lineage: Eukaryota; Metazoa; Platyhelminthes; Cestoda; Cyclophyllidea; Hymenolepididae. The record is from the annotation of a GenBank genome assembly.